Molecule: messenger RNA, 1230 nt
Organism: Perognathus longimembris pacificus (Pacific pocket mouse)
Lineage: Eukaryota; Metazoa; Chordata; Mammalia; Rodentia; Heteromyidae
Gene: Mrpl9
Product: mitochondrial ribosomal protein L9
Exons: 7
Coding region: 24-839 (271 amino acids)
Biological process (GO): translation
Cellular component (GO): mitochondrion; ribosome
Molecular function (GO): structural constituent of ribosome
Source: RefSeq, a predicted model, not a curated record
GGUCUCCCUCGGUGUCCGGCAUCAUGGCGACGGCCGCUCUGGCGGUCGCGGCCCCGAGCCUGGCUCUGCUGCGGACCGGCGGAGCUGUGCAGCUGCUGCGGGGAGGAGUCCGGGAGUUACUCCGGCCGCAACUUGAGAGGGCUACAGCCAGUCUGCAGCGCGACUUCAGCCUCUCCCAUCGUCGGAACACGGUCAUCGUGGAGCGCUGGUGGAAGGUGCCGCUGGCCAAGGAGGGCCAGAAGCCGCGCCUAAAGCGGCGACACCGGGUCUACAGGCUGGUGGAGGACACGAAACACGGGCCCAAAGAGAACCUGGAGCUCAUCCUCACGCAGUCCGUGGAUGAACUUGGAGUACGAGGUGACCUAAUCUCAGUGAAGAAAUCUUUGGGUCGUAAUCGACUCCUUCCUCAGGGACUAGCUGUAUAUGCAUCCCCUGAAAAUAAGAAGCUCUUUGAAGAAGAGAAAUUGCUAAGACAAGAAGGAAAAUUAGAGAAAAUCCAGACCAAGGCAGGAGAAGCAACAGUAAAAUUUCUGAGAAGCUGUCGCCUAGAAGUGGGAAUGAAAAACAAUGUCAAAUGGGAGCUGAACCCUGAAAUAGUUGCCCGCCACUUCUUCAAGAAUCUUGGUGUUGUAGUUGCCCCACAUGCAUUGAGGUUACCAGAGGAGCCUAUCACUCGGUGGGGCGAGUACUGGUGUGAGGUGACAGUAAAUGGACUUGACACUGUGAGAGUUCCUAUGUCUGUGGUCAUGUUUGAGAAGCCCAAGACCAAAAGAUAUAAGUACUGGUUAGCCCAGCAAGCCGCCAAGGGCCUGUCCCCCACCAACUCCCAGACAGUCUGAAUCUCCUCUCCAGUUCUACAAAGCACAGUCAGGAAGAGUGGAGUGAAAAUGAGCGGGCACCUUGGCCUCACUCCUAGCGCUGACAAAAUGUGGAUUUUAGAGAGCAUAUGGACAUGCCAGACUGAAAGGCAUAUGUCUCUGCUGACUCUUCCAUAUUACCAUCUGCACCUCUCAACAGUUCUCACAUCCGACUUUAUUGGGACAGUUCUGCUCAGGAAGUACUAGACUGUAGGUUUAAUAUGUUGCAUAGCAGUGGGCUAAAACAGCCUAGAUCCUGGAGUUUACUGGAGCAAAUGGAAGAGCUAGCCAUCAUCUCUAGUACUUGGCUCUCAUCAUCUUAACCGAAACUGAACAUUUAUAUAUCAUGUAGAAAUAAAGACAUGUUCUUUUU